GUGAGACGUAGUUGAGUUGUCGCAGUCGCGGUGAGCGGCCGAGGUGAGUGUGAGUGUGCGCGAGCGCAAUGGUACAAUGGUCUAUACUAUCACUGAAAAUAAGGACCACGGUCAAAAGAAGUUUGUUGUUUGGAAACGAUAUUUAAUAUCUGUAUUCGUCAGCAUUCCAUUCAUGACACAUGGAGUAGAAAACGACUUGCUGAGUGCCACCUCGCACCUCGCUCCAGUUAUAGUGGCAGCGGGCGUGCCAUGGACCGAUGUUACCUUCCUACUGGCUGCGCUGAUCUCCGCGCCCGCACAUGGCCUCCUCAUCGACAGGCAUGGCAGGAGAAUAGGCAUUUAUAUAUUAGUGCUGUUGCAAGGGAUGACGAGUGUGCCCCUGCUGUUCUCGACGUCGGAGUUGAGCGUAUUGGUGCACGCGGCUGUGGCUGGUGCGGCAACAGGUGGCCUGUUCCUCGUGCUACCGGUCUAUGUGCGGGAGAUCAGCGGCGACGCGGUGCGGGGCGUCACACUUGCUCUCAUGAUGCCCAUGACAUCACUUGGCAACGCUAUGAAGCUGCUCCUCACCUUCGACCAGAUGCUGUUUCUGGUGCUCGGGCUUGUCGCCUUGGAACUUUUCAUCGUCUUUCUCAUCCCAGAGAGUCCGGCGUACUUGGUUAAAGCUGACAAGAUUGAGGAUGCUAGAGUGGUUGCUGCGAAAUUAAUAUGUUCAAACAGUGACGACUCUCUCGUUGUUGAUGAUAUUACAAAGUUAAAGGAAGAGAGUGAUAGGGCUAAUGCAAAUGGAAAACUAACCCUAUUUCAAAUACUGAAGAACAAUAUAUACAGGGACGAAAUAAAGAUAGGAUUAGUGUUAAACACUACUUUGGUGCUAAGCGGCAGCGCAAUCUUCUUGCAACCAGAGAAGACGCUGGCGGGGCUGGGCGACGACGUCGACCCCCGGCGGCUGCUCGUGCCACUGGCGUUGCUGGCCGGCGCCGCGUGCACUGUAGUACUCGCUCACUUCUUUGAGAGAAAGUACGUGCUAACGGGAGCGUGCGGAGUGAUGGUGUUGUCAAUGGGCACGCUGGCGGUGUACACGCAGGCGGGGCUGCCGGUGACGUCACUGCGCUGGGCGCCCCAAGCCGCGCUCGCAGUGCUCGUGGCCGCUUACGGCAUGCUCUGGGCCUUGCCCACGCUCAUACUGGUCGACAUUCUCAAUGUGGAGAUCCGAGUAAGGGCUAUGACGGUAGUGUACGUGUACACUCAGGUGAUAAGGCUGGCGCACACACUGAGCUUGCAGCACAUUGAGGAGUACGUGGGCGUGUACAACCUGCUGUACAUGUACGCGGGCGUCAACACGCUGGCCGGCGUGUACGCGCUGAGCUCGCCGCCCGCCGCCAGGGGGCGCAGUGUGCGACACAUUGAGCGACAGAUGCGCGCGCGCCGAGUGCCGCUUUGGCAAUUAUGAUAUAUACUUAUUUUGUACACAUCAAAUGACUUUUAUUACGUACCUUUCUGUAAAAAUCAAUUGCUACCAUUGAAGUCUAUUUUGUCAAGUAAGUACCACAUUAAGAACGUUGGUGAGAAAUAGAGCUUUAGCAUCCCUCUCCCUCAUGAGGUUAGUACCGCAUGGGAUACAUACUCAACUCCCUUUAAAAGAUACUCCCAGUACUCCUGAGACGAAGACAAAUUGCAUUGAUUGCGAAUAUAUUUUUAAAUGGAAAAGUUUUUAACGUCUUAUUUCCUAUAUAAUUGCUUUAUGAUUGUAUUAGAGUGAAGUCGGUUUGAAGUCGAUAGGCUUUCAGCCAAUAACGAAGCUUUUAACUAAGAACAAAGGGGAA
This is a messenger RNA of Papilio machaon (common yellow swallowtail), 1823 nucleotides long. RefSeq names its product facilitated trehalose transporter Tret1. The record is from RefSeq and is a predicted model, not a curated record. Lineage: Eukaryota; Metazoa; Arthropoda; Insecta; Lepidoptera; Papilionidae. The transcript has 7 exons. Gene Ontology annotation, cellular component: membrane. Gene Ontology annotation, biological process: transmembrane transport. Gene Ontology annotation, molecular function: transmembrane transporter activity. Bases 77 to 1450 code for a protein of 457 amino acids.